CUCGUCAGCGCGCCCGCUCCGAUCAUCUGUUCCUGCUGCCCAUAUACAAACACGCCAAAAUUCAUUAAAUUGCGCCGUAUCAAAGCCUAAAUUCAAGUGAUAAGUGCUACAAAUACACCGUGUGUUCAAGUCGCCCUCGACACGACCACUCUACAUUUACUACACAGCACGCGUAACGUAUAAAAUCACAAACUCGCGAACGUAAACAUCGAACAUAACCUCGACAACAUUGACCGACGAGACUGACUCGAGCCUCAAGCAAAGCAGAACACAAACACACAGCGCGAAUGUAAAACAAAACACUGCGGCGGCGUAACUUGAAGGUUAGGAAAAACGUUAAAAUAAAACUCACGUUUUCGGAAACGUUAAAAAUCGACAUUGAACGUACACGAUUUACAACGUUUAGAUGCAGCAAGUAGUUUUACUUCCGUGCUUGCGUCACGUUUAAUUAACUGUAGGCGAACAAUUAAACGUGUUUACACAACGGUAUCGUGCACGACAAACGACACAGUCAUUAAUCGCGUUCCUGUUUGAGAAUGUUGGAGAGUGGUUCAUGUUCAGGCAGUGCUAACAUUUGUAGCAAGAUUGAAGUCGAGCAGUUUUGCUAUAAAGACGAGUCACCUUUAGCGAUGGGUAAUAUCGGGACGGCUUAUAGUGCAUUUAAACCGCGAGCGGGCAGUUUGGCGAGGGUUUUGCUUGAGAAACAACGGGCCGAUCAGUAUUUGAGUAGUUAUGAUAAGAAUCAGUGGUAUCAGUGUAAUCUCACGUCGAUGCCGGAAGAAUUGCAGGAGAAAUUCGUGCAACUCGAAGCGGAUAAUGACACGCUGGUUUUUCUCGAGCAGAGCGAGGAUAAGUCGGACUGGAUCUUCACGCAGAUUUGGCACUCGUUGGCCAAGGCGGUGCUCAGCCUCUUCAUGACGCAGACUUCUAUUAAUGGCUGGCUGCAACGCGGCUCCAUGUUUGUGGUGUCCUUCCAGCAAUUGCUAAAACUUAUCCUCGGCCCAACGUGGACGACCUCACCGCAAUGGUCAAGCGACAGUCUGCUGGAUUUGGGCGCCGGCGAUGGUGAAGUGACUGCUCGCUUCGCGUCCGCCUUCCAACACGUGUACGUCACCGAAGUGUCGCCAACGAUGCAAACACUUCUCAAACGACGCGGAUUUCAGUUGUUGGAUAUUGAUAAAUGGAGUUCGCAUCGCAAGUACGAUAUGAUCUCAUGCCUGAAUCUCUUAGAUAGAUGCGACAAGCCCAUCGAACUUCUUGGAGACAUACAUUCCGCGUUGAAUCCAGGUGGUUUGGUGCUCCUCGCACUAGUUUUACCGUUUUCUCCGUACGUGGAAUCAGGAGCAGCAGAUCACAAGCCACAGCAAUUAAUGCCUAUCAAAGGACGCGGAUUCGAGGAUCAAGUGACGAGUUUUGUCGCAAACGUCCUCACACCAGCUGGGUUUGAGGUUGUCCGAUGGAGCAGAGUGCCCUACCUCUGCGAAGGUGAUCUUCGACAAUCCUACUAUUGGCUGGAUGAUUCUAUAUUCAUUCUCAGAGCUCGUUCUUAAUCUGCUUGUGAGCUCAAAAUUAUACAGUUGAAACUGAGAAACUACGACCAAAUAACUAUCACUUUCUAGGCUAACAUUUAUUUAGGUGUCUAGUAAGUGAGUUCAAAUAAUGUAAAACACUUUUGAUACUAUUUAAGUCUAUCAAUAGACAAACCCUUGACGAACUACAUGUAUUCAUGUAGUGAAUGCCAAAUUUUAAUGUUAGACAAAUUAUUAUUGAACGCUUGCUAGUACUAUGAAAAACGCAAAUAGUAUAGUUCUAUGGAAUAACUAAAUGGUGCUGAAUUACUGCUCAUCUAUUUCUAUGCACAAAACUAUACUUUUUAUACUAUAUUCUUACGUUUAGGAUUAAGUUUCAUGGCUGUAAAAAAAGAAAUAACAUUUCAAAGGUAAUAUUUAGGUCCGUACGAUAAAAUACGAGAAUAUGGUUGCCUAUCUUAUAGGCUUCAACUAUGAUGUGAAAUUUGGGAUUUUUAAUCUAUUGGUUUACAAUACUGUAGGAAACUUUUAAGUAUACAGUGGGCAAAUUAGCAUGUGAGAUUUGCCUAAAUACAGCUUCAAGUAAAUGAAAUCUGCUUAUGAAUCCAUAAGUAGAAAUGGUCACACAUAAUGUGCGAUCAUGAUGAAAUAAUUACCGUCCGCGACUACAUUAUUGAUGCCUAAUGUUUAUUUGCGAACUUAAUAUUUCUCUGCAUCACACUGCUCACUGGGUUUUCAUAUUUCAUUAUUAUUUUAAACCAAUUAUAACAUAGAUAUACCUAAAUGUAUUCAUGUUAUAUGUGAGUAUAAGCAGUAAAACUUCAUUUAGAUGCAUUUAAUAGUACACACAAAUGCCAAAUUUAAGAUAACAUGGCUGGUUUUGCUUCAUAGUUUAACGUUUUCAUAGAUAUAAAUCACUAUUUUACUGACAAGUAAGCAUUUGAGGUCCGGUUAUUUGUCUAGCAUAAUGGGUAAUGUAGAUGAAAUACCUGAAUGUAUUCAUGUUGUAUGUGGUGUCUAGGGCCUAAACAUACUCCUUAAACAAUGAUAGCAAACAUGUAGUAAAUCUGUUUUAGAAUGGUUUUCGUGAAACUUGUAGUCGUUUCUUUAAUUUUUAUACUACGGUAGUAUUAACUUGAUGGAUGAAUCAUAGACAAAAUAACUUAAA
Dalotia coriaria is the source of this 2697-nucleotide messenger RNA. RefSeq names its product protein-L-histidine N-pros-methyltransferase. Gene Ontology annotation, molecular function: protein-L-histidine N-pros-methyltransferase activity. The coding region runs from base 537 to 1550 and encodes 337 amino acids. The record is from RefSeq and is a predicted model, not a curated record. NCBI's taxonomy places the organism in Eukaryota, Metazoa, Arthropoda, Insecta, Coleoptera, Staphylinidae. The transcript has 5 exons.